AUGUCGGAACUCACUUGUACUUUGCCAGCUUCCUGGUACUGCAGCAAGUCCCUCUAUCAGAUGGAGCGGCGAGCAGUAUUCCUGAAAUCCUGGUACUUGCUCGGCCCGGUGACCAGAUUCCAAAAAGUGGGCGAACAUGUUCAGUAUGAAAUUGCGCAGCAGUCCAUCUCGGCUGUUCGCACAUCGGGGGAUGGGUUGAAUCCGACUUUCGAGGAGCUGACAGUUGUCUGCGCGAAGACGGAAGUCCGGAGUCAUGUUACGCCAACGGGAUUGCUGUUCUCGACUAUUGCCGACGAUGCCCCCAGCUUCCAUGAGUUUUUCCCAGAACUUGAGGAGCUGCUGGGCAAAGUUGAUUUUACCAAAUUACCGCAUCGUCGAAGUAUCAGCUACGAGGGUCGUUUCAAUUGGAAAACCAUGGUGGACGGAUAUCAAGAGUGCCUGCACUGCCAGUACACUCAUCCAUCGUUCUCAAUUUACUAUCCACCUACUUUCUAUAGUGUGCACAAUAAGCAUAACUUCUCUCAGCACAUUGCAGAUCCGAAGAAGCCAGAUGAUGGCUUGUUCUUGUAUUUCUUCCCAAACUGCACGCUGAAUGUCUAUGGUGGUGGCAUGUCUUCGUUCAGAGUCUGUCCGACCGCGGAUCCGCAUGUCACUCGGAUGGAAUUCGACUAUUAUCACCUUGCCGAGGGAGAGAAGUUUGAAGAGUAUUUCAAGUUUGUGCGGCAGGUUGCUUUGGAAGACUUUGAGCUGUGCGAGAAAGCGCAGGAUAACCUGGCUAAGGGCGUUUAUCAUGAAGGAAUCUUGAACCCAGACAAGGAGAAUGGCGUUUCUUACUACCAGCGACGAGUGUUUGACAUGGUAUGCGAGCAGCAUGCUACCGAUAGAGCUGCUCAAACGACCAAGGAGGCUGGAGUGGAGGAGCAGACCGCAUCUCAAGUGAUUCCAAUGAAAGCGUAG
Penicillium nucicola is the source of this 957-nucleotide messenger RNA. Its product is annotated as aromatic ring-hydroxylating oxygenase subunit alpha. Gene Ontology annotation, molecular function: 2 iron, 2 sulfur cluster binding; iron ion binding. The coding region runs from base 1 to 957 and encodes 318 amino acids. Lineage: Eukaryota; Fungi; Ascomycota; Eurotiomycetes; Eurotiales; Aspergillaceae. The transcript has 5 exons. The record is from RefSeq and is a predicted model, not a curated record.